AUGGCAAACGAAUUCCUUUCAGAUCUUAAUAGUGUUCUUAAAAUAGAACCAAAUAAUGCCGACGCAUUGAAGAUGCGUGGAGCAACCUACGGAAUGUUGAAUAAAUAUAACGAAUCGCUUUCCGACCUCAAUAGAUUACUAGAAAUGGAAAAAAAUAAUGCCGAAGUAUUAAGUAUUCGUGGAGAAAUUUACAGAAAGAUGAGUAAAUAUAACGAAUCACUUUCAGAUCUCAAUAAAUCACUAGAAAUAGAACCAAAUAAUGUCAACACAUUGAUGAGUCGUGGAGUAACCUACUUAAUGUUGAAUGAAUAUAACGAAUCUCUCUCAGAUUUCAAUAAAUCGCUAGAGAUAGAACCAACUAAUGCCAAAGCAUUGAGGAUCCGUGGAGAAAUUCACCGAAUAUUGAAUAUGUAUAACGAAGCACUUUCAGAUCUCAGUAAAUCAUUAAAAAUAGAACCAAAUAAUGCCGAGGCAUUGAGGAAUCGUGGAGAAAUUUACCGAAUAUUGAAUAUGUAUAAUGAAGCACUUUCAGAUCUCAGUAAAUCAUUAAAAAUAGAACCAAAUAAUGCCGAAGCAUUGAGGAAUCGUGGACUAAUAUACGGAGUGUUGAAAAAAUACAAAGAAUCCCUUUCGGAUCUCAAUAAAUCGCUAGAAAUUGAACCAAAUAAUGCUGACGCAUUAAAGACUCGUGGAAAAGCUUACAAUAUGUUGAAUAAAUUAAACGAAUCACUCUCAGAUCUCAACAAAUCACUAGAAAUUAAACCAACUGAUGCUGACGCACUAAGGUUUCGUGGAGCAACAUACGGAAUGUUAAAAAAAUAUGAAGAAUCGCUUUCAGAUCUAAGUAGAUCCCUAGAAAUAGAACCAAAUAAUGCUUUUGCAUUGAGGAUUCGUGGGGAAAUUUACACGAAGUUAAAUAAAUGUAACGAAUCACUUUCAGAUCUCAAUAGAUCACUUGAAUUAGAACCAAAUGAUGUCGAAGCAUUGUUUUGUCGUGGAGUAACCUACGCAAUAUUGAAUAAAAAUGACGAAUCACUUUCAGAUCUCAAUAAAUUAUUAGAAAUAGAACCAAAUAAUGUCAAAGCAUUGGGUUUUCGUGAAACAACUUACAGAAUGAUGGGUAAAUAUAAUGAAUCACUCUCAGAUCUCAAUAAAUUACUAGAAAUGGAACCAAGUAAUGCCGAAGCAUUGAGAAAUCGUGGAAAAGCUUACAAUAUGUUGAAUAAAUACAAUGAAUCACUUUCAGAUCUUAAUAGAUCGCUAGAAAUAGAACCGGAUAAUGCUAAAGCAUUGGGGAUUCGUGGAGGAAUUUACCUAACGUUUAAUAAAUAUAACGAAUCUCUUUCGGACCUCAAUAAAUUACUAGAAAUAGAACCAAAUAAUGUCAAUGCAUUGGGAAUUCGUGGAGCAUUCUACAUGAAGUUAAAUAAACAUAACGAAUCCCUUUCAGACCUCAAUAGAUUACUGGAAAUAGAACCAAAUAAUGCUGACGCAUUGAGGAUUCGUGGAGAAAUUUACAGAAUGUUAAAUAAGUAUAACGAAUCACUUUCAGAUCUAAAUAAAUUACUCAAAAUAGAACCAAAUAAUGUCGAAGCAUUAAGGACUCGUGGAGAAAUUUACAUUAUGUUGAAUAAAUAUAAAGAAUCGCUUUCAGAUCUAAAUAAAUUACUAGAAAUAGAACCAAAUAACGCUGACGCAUUGAGAAUUCGCGGAACAACCUACGGAAUGUUGAAUAAACAUAAAGAAUCACUUUCAGAUCUCAAUAGAUCAUUAGAAAUAAAACCAAAUGAUGCUGACGCAUUGAGAAUUCGUGGAAAAACUUAUAGAAUGUUGGAUAAAUAUAAUAAAUCACUUUCAGACCUUAAUAAAUCAUUAGAAAUAGAACCAAAUAAUGCUUUUGCAUUAAGGGUUCGUGGAGAAACUCACAGGAUGUUGAAUAAAUAUAAAGAAUCACUUUCAGAUCUAAAUAGAUCCCUGAAAAUAGAACCAAAUAAUGCCGACGCACUGUGGAGUCGUGGGUUAAUAUUCAUAAUGUUGGAUAAAUAUAACGAAUCACUUUCAGAUCUCAAUCAAUUACUAAAAAUAGAACCAAAUAAUGCUGACGCAUUGAGGAUCCGUGGAGAAAUUUACAUUAUGUUGAAUAAGUAUAACGAAUCACUUUCAGAUCUAAAUAAAUUACUCAAAAUAGAACCAGAUAAUGUCAAGGCAUUAAGUACUCGUGGAGAAAUUUACAUGAUGUUGAAUAAAUAUAAAGAAUCGAUUUUAGAUCUAAAUAAAUUACUAGAAAUAGAACCAAAUAAUGCUGACGCAUUGAGAAUUCGCGGAACAACCUACGGAAUGUUGAAUGAACAUAAAGAAUCACUUUCAGAUCUCAAUAAAUCACUAAAAAUAAAUCCGAAAAAUGCCGACACAUUGAGAAUUCGUGGGAACAUUUACAUAAUGUUAAAUAAAUAUAAGGAAUCACUUUCAGAUCUAAAUAAAUCACUAGAAAUAGAACCAAACAAUGCCGAAACAUUGAAGAUUCGUGGAGAAGCUUACAGAGGAUUAAACAAAUACAAUGAAUCACUUUCGGAUCUUGAUAGAUCACUAGAAAUAGAACCAAACAAUGCCGAAACAUUAAUGAUUCGUGGAACAACCUACAGAAUGUUGAAUAAAUAUAACGAAUCACUUUCAGAUCUCAAUAAGUCACUAAAAAUAAACCCGAAAAAUGCCGACACAUUGAGAAUUCGUGGGAGCAUUUACAUAAUGUUAAAUAAAUAUAAGGAAUCACUUUCGGAUCUAAAUAAAUCACUAGAAAUUGAACCAAAUAAUGCCGAAACAUUGAAGAUUCGUGGAGAAGCUUACAGAAGAUUAAAUAAAUACAAUGAAUCACUUUCAGAUCUUAAUAGAUCACUAGAAAUAGAACCAAACAAUGCCGAAACAUUGAUGAUUCGUGGAACAACCUACAGAAUGUUGAAUAAAUAUAAUGAAUCACUUUCAGAUCUCAAUAAAUCACUAGAAAUAAAACCAAAUAAUGCUGAAGCAUUGAGGAUUCAUGAAGAAACUAACAGAAUGUUGAAUAGAUACAACGAAUCACCUUCGAAUUCCGAUAUACCUUCAGAAAUAGAACCAAAUAAUGCCGACGCAUUGGGGAAAUUUGCAGAAAGUUGA
Molecule: messenger RNA, 3150 nt
Organism: Acaulospora morrowiae
Lineage: Eukaryota; Fungi; Glomeromycota; Glomeromycetes; Diversisporales; Acaulosporaceae
Source: the annotation of a GenBank genome assembly